Paramuricea clavata is the source of this 16116-nucleotide messenger RNA. Lineage: Eukaryota; Metazoa; Cnidaria; Anthozoa; Malacalcyonacea; Plexauridae. The record is from the annotation of a GenBank genome assembly.
CACGGAGAACAGCUACGAUGGAAGGGUCAGUUAGGGGGCUUAUUCCAACCCACCCUGUCAACAUUCCCUGUGGAAGGAAACGGGACUACCCGGAGAAAACCCACGACUGAUGGUAGAGCGUUGACUGACUUUUUUUCCAAUAUUUAGGUAAUUGGAUGGCCGAGGACACUCGUUUACAUUUGGACUACUACAUUAAUGUUUGCAGCGGAUAUUUUCCGGGAAAUGCAAAAUAUCAGUGCCAAGGUUCUGCUGGGAUUGGUGGAUGUCAAGUGGACAGCGUACAAAAGAAAGCUCACAAUAUGGGAUACGUGAUGAGCGGUCCUGUUAUCUCGUCUGCGGGUCAUCUCACGUUACGUUAUCUCGGAGGAGAGACAUGUCACCACAGAUAUGAUCGUAGCACAAGGAUUAACUUUUUCUGCUCACACGUUCAUGUAAGUAUUAGCCUUGUUACGAGCAGGGUCGAGCCGCUGCCUAAAAAACCACCGUUUAAGUAACAUAAUGUCAAAUAUUUCUUAGGGUUCUCCUGUCUUCAUGGCAGAAACGGAAGAUUGCGAAUAUGUGUUUAACUGGAAGACUCCCAGUGCCUGUGCUGUAGAAAAGUAUUCCGGGGAAAAGUGUGUAGUAUAUGAUGAAAACUAUGGUUUCUACUAUGACCUAAGUUCAUUGACCGAUAUUUACAGCUAUGAUAUCGAGGGGAACAUUGAGUACAAAGUGAGGUUUUGUGGUAAAAAGCCAACUAUUUGUGGUAAAGAGGUUGACUCGUGUCUGUUAAAAGGUAAGUCUGACUCAACUGGAGCAAGAAUGUGAAAAGUGAAGCCUAUGAGAAACUUUAGGUUUAUGUAGUAACACUGCGUCUAUAAGGGACCGUCUCAUAACUAGACAUUUGGAUUAGCACUGACAGAACUAUCCAGUAUUGAAACUGUUUCUUAUGAAUCCAGUGCAAUGCAAUACAAUACAAUGUAAUGUAAUUUACAAUACAAUACAAUGUAAUGUAAUGUAAUGCAAUGCAAUUUACAAUGCAAUCCAAUUUAAAGUGAAAAGAUGGGGAAUGAUUUCUCAAUUUCCCGAGCCAAAGGCUCAUGUUAAAAACGCUUGACUAUCUACCAUAUGUACAAUCAUAAAAUAGGUAAUUGGACUAUUUAGAUGACUAGAAUUGAAUUUAAAAAUAUUAAGUUAUACACUUCUCCACACUUACAACCCAGAUUUGACUUGUCAGUAAAAUCUAUUUUACAAAACACUGUGCUUUUAAGUGUUCUCUAUAUCUUGUAUCUAGGAAAAUCAGCGACUGACCUUCUCAACUUCGACAGUAUGAAAUACGACGAUGGUAAAGUAGUUUUUACUUACAACAGUACAAAAUUCACCGUCCGAAAUGAAAUAUCUUGUGAUCCUAAAGUCGAGACAAUUUCUGGUGUUGGCAAAACUGAAAUAAGUGCUGGUUACAAUAUCCUCUGGACAAGUAAACUGGUCUGCCCACCUGUGACAGGCGAAGAAUGCAGCAUAACCCACGAGAGUGACCUGUAUGAUUUGUCUGUGUUGGCCAAGGAGGAAUGGAACUGGUUAGCCCGAAAUAACAUUAAGGAGUUUGGUUUUAAGGGUUAUCAGUUUCACUUUUCUGUGUGUAAGCCGCUGAAGAAUAUUUCUCGUUUUGCCAGUGACGGCUCUAGAGGGGCAAUGGAGAACAAAAUAGAAGGGUUAGUAAAAAAUAUUGAAAUAUUGAUGGUUGAUGUGUCUUGGUUAGCGAAAAACGUUAAAGCGAACUUUCCAACAGAUUGUUUAUAAACUUGAAAAUAUUUUCCCCAUAAAUCUUGUCUGGACCAAAACAACGGGUCAAAUUUUAUCCCAGGGUUAGUUCUAAACGAUCUUUGAACAACCUGCUUCAAAUUUAUUCCGGUAACAACACUGGAUGUAGCCUGUGUCACAUACCUCGCUGUGACAUUACCUGGGGGAACAGUUUAGAACUGAUAGAGCUAUCCAGUGUAAAUAAAGUUACAGUAGUGUAGUGUAUAUAGGUUUCCGUCGUAGUAACGCUGGAGAAAUAAAGGGUCUUGCAGAAACAGAUCAUGAUCAGUAUAAAUAGCGUUAGUUAAUGUAAGCUCUCCUCCUGUAGUAGCGUUUUAUGGUCGUUUCGUCCCCUUGCCGUUUCGUUCCGUUCACGUUUCGUGCCCACACUAGAUACCGUUUUAUCUACUGUAUAAACUACUUUAUCUUACUUUCUCAUGAACUACCCUGUGUCCCAAAAAAAAGUACUCCGGUUUGAUUUAUAAUAACUUCUAAACAAGUAAAACUAUCAACCAGAAAUAACUUGCAUUAAAUAGAGGAAGGGUUAACUUAGAUUUUGAUAUAUUACAGUUGUAUUUUACUUAAAAAUUCACGGAGAUAUUAAUAUUCAAAAUCGGGAGCAUAUUUUGGGAUGUGUCUAAAAUUAGCGAAAAUCGGCAUAUCAAAUAUUAACUCCAGCGUUUGUUUGCUUAAUGACAUAUCAGGCUAAUUUGUAUUUCAGCGAAUUGUCGUUAGGGUUUGUAAGGGAUGUGGCGUAGAUUAAGGCAUCUUACAUGUAAGUCUUAGCUCAUUGUUUCCUGAAAUAUGAACGCUCGAAAUUAUGCAAGUAUUUAAUAGGUCUUUACAAACUUAAAGGUACAUGAAAGACCAUGCAAGGCAGACGCUUAAAUUUUUCUUAAAUAGCCUAAUUUUUUAUGUUUUUCAUUGGUUCAAAACAGAGUUGAUUAUUUCUCGGUUAGAGCAGGAUGAAUAUUAUUCUUUAAUGAAGGAAAUAAUAUUGAUUUUUGCAAAUACACAUGCAUCACAGUAUCAACGCUACUAUUUUGUUAUACGUUUUGUUCCAAAAAUGUUGGAUGUCUCUGGGGAUUUGCUUGUUAUGUCUUAUGGAGUUGUAUGGUUUGAUUGUGUUUCAUUCUCAGUUUAUUCUGAACUUAACAAGAUUAAGACAAGACGCUCUCUCGAGCGUUAAGUUGCUGGGGCUUUUUAAAUAGGCGCCUGCGUGAUUUGCAACGAGCGGUAAGAGUAUAUUCAACGAUUUGUGGGCUUGAUUUGUAAUUGUACAUAAGUUUAUUAUAUAAAUAGUGACACGUUGCGACAUAAUGUAUACAGCAAAUUUAAUUAACUAAGGGACGGACCAUUAGAAAAGUGAUGGGGGGGGGGAUGUUUUAAGAGGCAAGAUUUUUUUUUUGUACACCUAUAGAAAUUUUUUUUUCUCACUUGAUGGCUGGAAAUAUAUUUUUUUUAUUAAAAUUUAUAGGCCUAUCUUCCAGGAAAGGAAUUUUUUUUGCACUAUGCCUGGGAAGAUUUUUUUCCCUAAUUUUUUCCUGGGAAUAAUUUUUUUUUUUGGUUUUGCCCCCCCCCCAUCACUUUUCUAAUGGUCCGUCCUAAGGUCGUCCUUUCAAUGAAGUGGAAUCUCACAAUCAGGUCCGUUGCACAAAAGUUCAUCAUAUCGCUGAACUGAAGAAUUCCUACAGGUCAUAAAAGAGAUCCACUGAAGAAUUCCUGUUAAUACCCAUGAAGAGAGACCCUGGAAGAAUUUCAAUUUUUACAUUUGACCUCUGAGAAAAUCUCAUUCAAAAUAGCCAUUACCAGAUUACCCCCAAAAAAUUCCACACAGAAAUUUGCUUAUCCCUGAGGAAUUCCAAAGCUAAAAAUUUAUCACCUCAUUCCAGCAGAAUUGAAAGCCAAAAUAGCCCAUUUUGUGCUGGCACUGUGGCACAAGUGUACAUAUUUGGGCCUUGGGCUAUAACAACCCCUUAUUCAUAUUUGAGGAUAAAUACAGAUUUGUGUAUUUUUAUUUUAACUUGUUUAUAACAAAUUUUAAAACACAAAAAUUGUUUAUCAGACAGUUAAGGACUAAGGAGUCGUUUGUGAAUUAACCCAUUGAGUGACAGCACUCUCUCCCUGAUGAGUAAAAUCCUUGGCAUUAGACACAGUAAAAUAAUAAAGUAGGUCACAUGAGGGUACAUUGCCACUUAGAGGGUUAUAUGAUAUGGACAAUCGCAUAUAUUGGACUAUUGGUGCAGAAUUUAGCUUUUUGUACCUAACUGAUGCAUGCGAUAGACCGUGGUUAUAUUUCACCCCAGGGCCGUAGCAACCAGGGGGGGGCUGUUUGAAAUUGUAAAUUUUGACAUACUAAAAUGCUGUUUUCUGACCAUCGGAAUUCUGUCAAAUCUUUCCCAAAGUUAAGGAAAUGGCAUUUCAGAGACUCUAAAUUUAAAACUUUCCUCGGGCCUUUGGCCAUUGCUUUCAGUUCCCCAAUCAAAAAGAGCUUCCCACAGCACUGCACUCCCUGAGCUAUUGGCAUUAAAGUUUUACAUAACUUUAUAUUUAGCAGUCAGUGGUGUAGAACUGAAUCGCUAACAAAGAGGGCCCUCAAAGAGGGGGGGGGGAUGACAAGAUGUGGGGUAACCAGGCAUUGAGGGUGCAACAUGGUAAAUAUGGAUAGUUCCAGUAUUCACUUUUGGUUCUAGCAAUUCUUCAAUCGGUGAUUUUUAACUAAAGGGCUUAACAUCAAAUAAUACACUCCAAAAUAUUGAAGCUAUUACAUGUUAGAGCUACAUAAAUAUCAUCAAAUGAUUAGAUCAUACUAAUUAAGGUACAGAUUACUGAUAGAUUAUAAAUUUUGCAAUCUGCAAAAAUAUUGCGAGGUUAAUCUUCACAAUUGACAUGAAAUUUUUAACAAGGGGACCCCUGUUUGCAAUCUAUUAAAUAAGCAAAUGAGUUGCAAGUAAAAAUCAUGAAUACAUGAUGCAGUUUACAACAUGAACAAGUGAGUUUUUAAGCUAAUAGUUCAGUCCUAUAACCAGAAUAAUAAGUGGACCUUAUGUAUUAAUGUUAACAUAAUACAGCCAAUGGCUGCAAGGUUUAUCAAUUAAAAACAUCUAUCUAUCUAAGAAAUACCAAUCCAAGAUUGUGUGUCACGUACCUCGUGUGUCACGUACCUCGUGUGUCACUUCAAAACAGCCAACAUUUGAGCCUUCUUGUAAAUAGAGCUAGCAUGCAAAUAUGACAGUUCCAAUACAUGUAAACAAAUACGAGUUUUAUGCAGGGAGCAACGAGGACUAUAAGCCAUAUUAAAGCGUAUAUAGAUGUAAAACUUCACAAAACAAAAAUAUAAACGUUCAGAAAUAACGGUUCGACGAAUAAAUAACACAGUUUAAUAUUGUCAGUUAAUCCACCUCGGAAUCUACUCCACUCCUCGAUAGUGAAACGUCGACAUAAUUCUGUAUAUUCUUGAUGGAUUUCUUUCAAAAAGCCCCCAGAAGAAAAAGCGUGAUUAAAAGAACAAUUUGACGUUCACUUUAUACACUUACGAAGACUAUAAGACCGUUAAAAUAGCGAAAAUGUAUGCACGUAUUGCUUCGUAUAUAGAUCAGUGGCAAUUUCCAUUUUGCGACUAUCCAUGGAGAAGGAGACGGAGAAGGAGACCAAAUUCACCCGAAACCUAUAGUUGCUGGCACAGGUGCCCCAGCAACUAAAAAGGCAAAAGAGUUUGGGUGUUCUUAACAAGAUUUCAGAACGUUGCAGAAGUUAGAAGAGCUUCACAAUUCCAUUGUGACAGCAUGCCCUAAUUCUGAAUUACGAAUGAUCCAUGACGAUCCUUCGCGAUGCAGUGGUCUCAUGAAAUAAGGAAACGUAUAUAUUCGUGCUAGGAACACAUGCGUAUUUCGGACGAAUAAAUUUUGUUUGUAUUUUGUAGAUAAUAAAUUAAUACUUUGUUUCAUAAUAAACAAUUUGUCAAGUGUCAUUUAUUUAUUACAGGGCUGCCAACUCUCCCGGAUUAUCCGGGAGUCUCAAGAUUUUGGACCUAAUCUCCCAGUCUCCAGAUUUUGUCUUAAUUCUCCCGGAUUAGGAUAAUCACCAACGUCGAUUUAUGCACUAGCCAUUUGAUUCUUCGUUGUCAAAGGUUUUAACAAUAAAAAUUAUUUGCGCUGCACAUUCGUUUUGCUGGUAAAAAUAAAAUUCUUUUGUUGCUGCCUGCGUUGCUUUUAAUCAGCGGUUGAAUGGCGCCAUUUUCCGUAAACACUUUAUCUUACAGGGAUUUUUUACCCGUAUUGACGCCAUUAAAGAUGUCGAUAUUUUAUUAAACUAGUACAUAAUAUAUAUUGUGAAACUUGAAAUCAACAGUUAUUCAGGCAAUUUAUAGUUAAUAUUCGACUUUUUGUGUGUUCGGAAAAAAUUUUUGACCCCUAAAAUGGUACACUGACCGAAAUUUUUUUGGCGACGGGGGGGGGGAGGUCGGCGAAAAAAAAAUUCAUAUUCCAGGGUUGGCAGCCCUAAUAUUGGUAAUAGUGCAUGUUUCAUUCGGGCAAAUCUUGAUUAAUAUUUGAUACGCCGUUUUUUGCAUAUUUCAGACACAUCCAGAAAUAUGCUCCCGAUUUUAAACAUUAAUAUCUCCGUGAAUUUUUAAGUGAAAUACAACUGUAAUAUAUCAAAAUCUAAGUUAGUCCUUCCUCUAUUUGAUGCAAGUUAUUUCUCUUUAAAAGCUUUGCUUGUUUAGAAGUUAUUAGGAAUCAAACCGGAGUACUUUUUUUUGGGACACCCGGUAUAUAUACAUAAAAUAUAUUUGUAUUUGUUUCAACUUUGAUCACUCAUAAUUUUGUCAUCAUGUCACAUGAAAUAAACUCCUUGAUUCUCAUCACUAAUUUUCAAAAUGUGCAAGAGGCAAUUUGUAUCAAAAUAUUAAAAAAUUCUUAGGUUUUGUCCUAUACGGUGAAGAUUACCACAAACUGACAAAAAGUAAGAUAUAUUGUAUUAUGAAAAUAGGUUAUAGAUAAACAGUAUCUAUAGUGUGGGGACGAAACGGCAAGGGGCCGAAACGACCAGUUGCCAUAGUAGCACUGGGUAUUUCUAGUGCUUCUCAGUGUGAGUUUCCUCGCAUAACAUUUUAAAGUGUCAGUACUAACAUCUAGGUUUUAAUUCACCCUCUUUUUAGUACAUUCACAAGUCUUGGCACAAUGAUAGCACCUCUAAAGUUUUCCAAUGGGUAUCUCACAAUGACGUAUGGACAUGGUGAUGAAAUACAAGGUCGUUGUAAAAAUCCUACCACUACCAUACAGUUUGUCUGUGAUGAUGUCGUUCCCGAAGGUGUAGGGGUAAGUCAAUGUCUCAAUGAUAUUCCUGUUGACUUUCCUGAUGAGGAACUAAAGCCCUGGGCAAACUAGGAAACAUUGUUGCGGAAACAUGUGUGAUUCUCGAUGUUUCCUCAAAUGUUUCCCUGUUUGCCCACCCGUGGAAACAUUGUUGCGGAAACAAAAUUUGCUUCCCGAGAAGCAAAAAUGUUUCGUAGCAAAUUCAGAAACAUUUGAUGUUUCCCUAUGUUUCUCACUAAUGUUUCUUAGUGUUUGCCCACUCUGGGAAACAUGGCGAAACAUUGGUAGGAAACAAUGUUUCUGCAACAAUGUUUCCUAGUUUGCCCAGGGCUUUAGCUCAGCUUAGUGACUAACGUCCCGAUGAAGAGUCUUCGUCGAAGUUCUGCUUAUAUUUUUCAGGGGCCGGUUGUUCAAAGCUGCGUUAGUUUAACCCUAGGUUAACUUGAAAUUCAAAGCAAACUUCCUGACAGCUUGUCUAUAAAUUUGGAAAUAUUUCUUCAGAAAUCUUCUCUGGAUCGAUGGGAGUUUUCUUCUCUGAAGUUUUGAAAUAAACAGACAUGUAGAAAUACAUAAACUAAAACAGCAGGUUAAAUUUUAACCCAGGGUUAGCGCUAACCCACCUUUGAACAACCGAACCCGGGUAGUUGUAUCUCUUUCACACCACCGCUGUUUGUUUGAAACUUUCUAUGAUUGUACAUACAUCAGGUAGCACCAGUUGUCGAUGGAUUCGACAAAACAACAUGUGAAUUUCACGUGACGUGGCUAACUCGUGCUGCCUGUCCAGUACGCAGUCUCCUGGAUUGGUCUAAUAUUCCUUGUACUGCCAUCCAUCCAGCUACGAAGAAAACUAUAGAUCUAAGACCACUGAACAACAGUAAAGAUGGUUAUUACGAGGUUAAAGAUCAAGAUGGCAAUCAAUACAAGAUUAAUGUAUGCGGGAGUGCUAAAGGUAAGAAAAGCUACAUACGUAAAAAACGCACAAGUUGUUACAGGUUUGCAAAAAAGUUGUUACAAAUCUGUUGACAAGCUGUCAACAAGCUGUGUUCGCACUGCUUGUUCCCAGUUGUUGUAGUGUUCGCACUGCUUGUUCCCAGUUGUAACAAGUUUGAAACAAGCUGUUAACAACUUGUAACAAGCUUGAUGGCAUUAUCAGACUUGUUACAAGGUUGUUCUAACAAGUCUGAUACAGUCAUGAUAUAACAAGAAUGUCACAAGGUUGACGACACAAAGUUGUAACAAUAUUGUUAUAUCAAGACUGUAUCGGACUUGUUGGAACAACCUUGCAACAAGUCUGAUAAUAUUAACAAGGUUGUUACAAAUUGUUAACAGCUUGUUCCAAACUUGAUGUUUGUGAUGUUACUCUGAGUGUAUAUCCAAACUUAUUGUUCAAAACUUGUUGACAACUUGGGACAAGCAGUGCGAACACAACUUGUUGACGGCCUGUUGGCAGACUUGCUACAAGAUGUGAGAUUUUUGUGUGUGUACUUAUCGAGAUUUAGGGCAUCUUGUAGAUGGAAGUAGUAGAUGGUUUUUUCCAGUGGACUAUUCAAACGAGAAUUUAUAUACAUUUUUAGAUCCAACCAGGAGCAGUUGCAAAAAAUGCAACAAUAGCCACUCUGGCAGGAAUUGAACCUGCGGUCUUGCGAUUCCCGUGCAGCGUUCUAACCAACUGAACUGCAGAGUCCAGUUGUGGAGCAUUAACCCCAAAUUCAUCUGAUGUUUUCUGUAUAGGCUGUUCAAAGAAUUCCGGGAUCUGCAAGAUAGGCAAACCCAAUGUGAAUGUGGGAAGUGUCAACACAACGCUUGUUUAUCGUCAAGGAUUUCUGUUUCUGCAUUACAAGAAUGGUGAAAAUUGUGAAGGCCAGCAAAACCGGAAAACAGAGACUUUAAUAUCGUUUAUGUGUGAUCCUCAGGCAGGAAACGGGAAGCCCGCGUUGGAACGAACUAAUGAUUGCACACAUUUUGUCACUUGGAAAACAAAGUUGGCUUGCGAAGCUGAGGUAUGUCAAAAUCUAAUUUUAUUAACCUUUACUAAACUGGCUGGUUUACCCUAUCAUCACAGUAGGAAUUUUGCAUAGGUAAAUUUUUGAAGGAUUUGUAAGAAAUGUUUAAGGAAACUGACAAAGUGUUUAUCAACAAAUCAGUUCCCUCAAACUUUUCUUACAAAUCCUUCAAAGCGUAGACAUUUUCUGUGCAAAACUCUUAUUUUUCUCACGUGCAACUGAGGAGAAAUUAUAACGAUUACAGAUACAGAUACAGAUGCAGAUAUUGCGCAGCACACUCCCUAUCAGGGUUUUUCAGUGACUGGUUACAUUAGAACCGGAACUGGCGUGAAGCAGACCGAGGUAGACUUUGAGCUUACCAAUGACGCUUCAAGGAGCCGUUAUUAGUCCAUACCUCAUCAAUGAUCUGCCCCCUGACCCAUCUAGAACCGUUCUCUCCUGCUUUACCACUGAACCAACAAGGGAUGUCCUUGCUCUAGGUUGAACAGUUUAUAGACCAAGUGUAAAUAAUUCGGAUUUGUAUAAACAAUAUUUAGUAAAUUUAACUAUUUGUACAGGUUGAUUGUGUUGCUCAUGACGGCCAGCAAUUUUACGAUCUCACGCCUUUGAUUAAGAACGAUGCCAAUUACGAGGUAUUCAUAAAUUGUUUUUUGUGUAUGAAAAUUUCGAGCCCAAAACUAUUUAAUAACAAGAAGAAGCACAACAUUUAGAAUACGUGUAAGGUUUGUGCAUCCAAAAUCAAUAUUUGACCAUUAUAAAUGUUAUUUAGGUUGUUCAUCGAGAAAAAACAUACCUUAUAAAUGUGUGUCGCUCAUUGGUCAGCGGUUCACGAUGUCCAGCAAAUGCAACAGUUUGUAAGGUAUGGUGUUUAUAUAUGACCUAUAUGUAGAAGGUUACUAGGUUAGCAAGUAGCAAUACAUUUAAAAAAGAAAUUUUACAAUUUUACUUGCGCUCUUGUUCGAUGAAAUCACGUCAUAAUAACAUGUUGCACAGUUCUAUGUUGGUAGCAGGUUGAGAUUAAAGUUUGGACUAGGAGUAGUGUUAGAAUUUCAGUGAGGAUUUGAUUGAGGAUUUCAGGCAGGAUUAAGUUGAGAUUAGGUUUAUACUAGUUUACACUAUCAAAGUUUCAGUAAUCACAGAAGAAAUUUUUCAUAGGUAAAAGUUUUGAAAUAUUUGUUUGAGGGAUCUGGAAUAACCAUUCAACUGUGAUGGUUAUGCCGUUGAAUGUCUUCUCAACUGUGAUGGUUAUGCCGUUGAAUGUCUUCGGCAUAACCAUUCAAUUUCGAUGGUUAUGCCGUUGAAUGUCUUCGGCAUAACCAUUUGAAUGGCUUCGAUUUAAGUUACAAAUCAUUUCAAAACUUUGAUAUACCAGGCUUAUGGUGUAAUUUCGAUGGUUAUGCCGUUGAAUGUCUUCGGCAUAACCAUUGGAUGGCUUCGAUUUAAGUUACAAAUCAUUUCAAAACUUUGAUAUACCAGGCUUAUGGUGUGAAUUGCAUGUUUUAUAGGAUGGAGAAAGUUUUGGACAUGUGAGCUCUCCACCAACGAUAGGUUCAGGAGAAACCGACGUGAAAGCUCAGCUGGUUUAUAAAAACGGUAGAUGUGGAGGUUCGGGUAACACGACCAUUAAUUUUCUCUGUGAUCCAGAAGAUCUCGCGGUACUCUUUUAUAUCACACUUUCUUUUUAUAUCACACUUUCUUUUUAUAUCACACUUUCUUUUUAUAUCACACUUUCUUUUUAUAUCACACUUUCUUUUUAUAUCACACUUUCUUUUUAUAUCACACUUUCUUUUUAUAUCACACUUUCUUUUUAUAUCACACUUUCUUUUUAUAUCACACUUUCUUUUUCUUUUUAUAUCACACUUUCUUUUUAUAUCACACUUUCUUUUUCUUUUUAUAUCACACUUUCUUUUUCUUUUUAUAUCACACUUUCUUUUUCUUUUUAUAUCACACUUUCUUUUUCUUUUUAUAUCACACUUUCUUUUUCUUUUUAUAUCACACUUUCUUUUUAUAUCACACUUUCUUUUUAUAUCACACUUUCUUUUUAUAUCACACUUUCUUUUUCUUUUUAUAUCACACUUUCUUUUUAUAUCACACUUUCUUUUUAUAUCACACUUUCUUUUUAUAUCACACUUUCUUUUUCUUUUUAUAUCACACUUUCUUUUUAUAUCACACUUUCUUUUUAUAUCACACUUUCUUUUUAUAUCACACUUUCUUUUUAUAUCACACUUUCUUUUUCUUUUUAUAUCACACUUUCUUUUUCUUUUUAUAUCACACUUUCUUUUUAUAUCACACUUUCUUUUUAUAUCACACUUUCUUUUUCUUUUUAUAUCACACUUUCUUUUUCUUUUUAUAUCACACUUUUCUUUUUUUGAAACCGAAAUCUAUUCGACGUCCUAACAUAGUAUGGUUAAUAUAACCAAAAAUCUGGUUAUAAUUGAGUAAUUUGACCAGGACUUCCUAAUAUAGUCUGGUUAAUGUAACCUCGAGUAUGUAACCUUAAUGUAAUCAGGCUCGACUCGGUCACAUUUGAGUUGUGUCUUUCACAAGUCAGCUUUCAGCUGCAUUUAAAGAUGAUAAACACUCCCUACUUUAGUCACCCCAGCUGUUUCAAGACAUAAUCUUCGUUUCUUUUACUAACAGAAUAAGCAAAUCAUCGUGUUUGCUGAUAAAUGUUCAUUGACGAUAUCAUGGUGGACGUCGUUGGUCUGCCCCAAAAAAGUGGCAAAUAAUAAUUGCGUAUUCAGUGAUCCUGAACAAAAGUUCUUCUGCUUUGAUCUUAAAAAGCUGGGAAGAAGAAAGUCUGCCACUGUAAGUUCAACAUUCAUGCGUAGUACCAUUAAGUCAGCACUAUUUUACUUUAUAUAUUAGAAUUCUAUUUGGGUCUAAAUGCCAGUACAAUGCUUAUAUGUCCAAACUAUAUAUGUCCACACUACAGUAUAUGUCCACUACUACAGAACGACACCGACACAUGUACUGAACAAUUCAAUCAGUUCAAGACUAAUUAAUUAUUUUUAGAAGUUUAAAAGGAGCCAUCCCUAAUAUAAUUAGUUCAGUGUUACUACAUAGAAGAUCUAAACUAAACUAACUUCAUUUAUACUGAAUAGCUGCUGGUCCAGUGCAUGUUCCUACAUAAGGAAACCUAAACUAAACUAACUGCAUUUAUACUGAAUAAUAUUAUAACUGUCGAUGCAAUGGAAGUGUUGAUAAAAUAUUGCACCAAUUCCUUUCCUCAAGUUGAUCAAUUCAUUUGAUAGAAAAUUGAUCAACUUCCUGUUACUUUUAAAUGAGCCAAUUAGAUUUCGUUUCAGAAUCGAUUGACCAAUAAGAAACGCACAGGAAGUAAAAAGAAAUUUGAAUUCGUAUCAAUUGAUUAACUUGAGGAAAUGAAUUCAUGCAAUAUUUUAUCAACACUUCCAUUGCAUUGACAGUAAUCAGUCAGUUAAAGAUUUUCUAGUAAGCUUAGGAGUCAUCUCUAAUAUAUUGGUCCAGUGUUAAUGCCAUUGUGUUACUACAUGAGGAAACUUAAACUAAUCUAACCUUUGUCCAUGUACUGGAUAUCUCUAGCAGUUCUGAGCUAUAUACAAUGACAAUUUGCCUGCACGUUCAUCUUGUUUCUUCAGUUUCCCGGUGGAGAUGUUCACUUUCACAUAUGCAGUGAUCAUGGUAAGGAUUGUGGUGAGGCAAAUGGCGAAGCUUGUUUAACAAUUGGAGAUAAAAAUACCAAGGCACUGCAACGCAAAGGGAUUAAUUAUACCGGACAAGAGGUGCGAAUAUCGUAUGAGGAUGAUAUUGUUCUCGUCUUAUAUUGCGGGGAGGAUGGCAACUCAAAUACUCCUCAAUAUAUUGGAAAGGUGAGAAAAUAAAAUAACUUUGUUUCAACUAGAUACAGUAGCUUUAUCAGCUCUAAUAAACUGUUCUCCAUAGACGUCCAGUAAAGAACAUCCCUUAUUGAUUCCGUGUUACUACAGGAGGAAACCUGAACUAAACUAACUUUAUUUCUGCUGGAUAGCUUUAUCAGUUCUAAACUGUUCUUCCUAGAGGUCCAGUAAGGAUCAUCUAUUAUUGAUCCAGUGUUACUACAGGAGAAAACCUCAACUAAACUAACUUUAUUUAUACUGGAUAGCUCUAUCAGUUCUAAACUGUUCUUCCUAGAGGUCCAGUAAGGAUCAUCUGUUAUUGAUCCAGUGUUACUACAGAAGGAAACCUGAACUAAACUAACUUUAUUUAUGCUGGAUAGCUCUAUCAGUUCUAAACUGUUCUUCCUAGAGAUCCAGUAAGGAUCAUCUCUUAUUGAUUCCGUGUUACUACAGGAGGAAACCUGAACUAAACUAACUUUAUUUAUACUGGAUAGUUCUAUCAGUUCUAAACUGUUCUUCCUAGAGAUCCAGUAAGGAUUAUCUCUUAUUGAUUCCGUGUUACUACAGGAGGAAACCUGAACUAAACUAACUUUAUUUAUACUGGAUAGCUCUAUCAGUUCUAACUAAACGUCCCUCUUCGAACCCAGGCCAUUGUGUCAUCAAUCUUGUAUUUGAUCAACAACCUUGUUUAAACUUGAGUUUUCUUUCUCUGACUUUUUAUUUCUGUUUAAUUUCAUAUAUAGUACAAAGUCGAUGACAAAACUACAAAAUAUUUCUUCAAUAUGGUCACACCUGAAGUCUGUCCACCUCGAAAACUUCCGUGUGAAGUGAAAUAUAAUGGGAAGACGUUUAACUUGGCUGGACUGAGCGAGAAAAAUUUUCAAGUGAAAGGCAAGGACAAUGAGUAAGAACGAAUUAUGCAGUAUAAGACUACAGUAUAACUAUGUUUAAUUUACCCUUUGAAUAAUACUUAGCAUAACACUUCCCACGAUUCAGUGGUCGGAAUUUUCCUUUGUUUAUCUAAAGUGCUCAUGACACGAAAUAUAUUGACGUAAAUAGACCUUUCCCCUUAUAACCAAAAUUUUGAUCUAGGCAAGUCUAGACAAAUAUUUCAUCACAGCUUGAAAGAGCAUCACAAAAUUAGUAAUAUUCCAAAGUUUUGUUGCAAAAUGUUGUAAAAUGAGGAAAAUAUAGCCUUGCAAAGUUUCCAAUUUUCAGUCAUUUUGCAUUACAAACGGGAAAUUGCAGCCCCAACACCCGAAUCGGAUGUCAAUUUCCCGUUUGUAAUACAAAAUGACUGAAAAAUGGCAAACUUCGCAAGGCUAUAUUAUCCGCAUUUUACAAGAUUUUGCAACAAAACUUUGGAAUAUUACUAAUUUUGUGAUGUUUUUUCAAGCUGUGAUGAAAUUUUUGUCUAGAUCGAAAUUUUAGUUAUAAGGGGAAAGGUCCAUUGAUGCCACUCAGUUGCCAUCUCCAUGCCACUCAGGCACCUUGCAAAGGUCACAUUUCAUUUCCAUUGACUCAUUCAUUAUAAUGAUACUUCCUUCUAGUUUAUACUUGGUUAGUAUUUGUGGUCAUAUCCAAUACACCAAAGAAACAAGUAAGUAAUGUGAUAUAUCCAAAUGUGUCUGAACUACAUGAAAAUUGGAAUGCAAUUUUGUCUUCAGUUAUAAAGUUUAUUUAUAUGAUACCACACCAUAGUAAAGCAUACCAUACCAUACCAUACCAUACCAUACCAUACCAUAUAUCAUUCCACGUCAUACCAUGCCAUACCAUACCUUACCAUACCAUACCAUACCAUACCAUACCAAACCCUACCAUACCAUACCAUACCAUAUAUCACUCCACGUCAUACCAUGCCAUACCAUACCUUACCAUUCCAUACCAUACCAUACCAAACCCUACCCUACCAUACCAUACCAUACCAUAUAUCACUCCACGUCAUACCAUGCCAUACCAUACCUUACCAUACCAUACCAUACCAUACCAAACCCUACCCUACCAUACCAUACCAUACCAUACCAUAUAUCACUCCACGUCAUACCAUACCAUACCAUACCUUACCAUUCCAUACCUUACCGUACCAUAUAUCACUCCACGUCAUAUCAUACCAUACCCUACAAUACCAUACCAUGCCGACAUGACAAUAAUUUCUACUCCCAUGUAUAGAGAUCUGUUCAUCUCGAGCGACAGCGGUGAAAAUUUCAAGAGAAAAAAAAGAACAGUCGACGAUAGUGAUAGCAGUCGACAGGGAUUAUACACUUCAAUAUAAAAGUAAGGAACUCAGAACAGCGAAUAUUGAUCUUUAUACUCAAUCUGAACUUCUUCAAAUGACACAAUAAUCACUGUUUGGAUCACAUUACAAACACAAUGUUAUCUUUUUACAGAAACUGACACAGAUUACCCGAUACAUCUUCAGUACUCAAGCAGUGAAGCAAUCUGUGAUGGGAAAAAAGCGAAAGUCUUGCAUAAGUUCAAAUGUAAUCACGGCACUAAUCCACCACAAUUUGACAGGUACGCGAUAAAGAUAUUCUACAAUGGUUUGUUAAGCCCGUUCUUAACUAGGCGAAUUUGUUCGCGCAAACACUAAAAAAGUAGGAACUGAUCCAACUUUUUCGCUGACCAAUCACAUUGCCAAGAUUUGUUUUUCGCUUCGCGUCACGCGAAGAAAUUCGCCUAGCGGAGAACGGGCUUCAGAACUAAUUGUUUAACAAAGAUAUUGAAGUUUGCGUCAUAAAUUACGUCAUAGACAUUAGCCUGCGAAUAGUAACAUCUGCAUAUAAUGUUUCUUUUUAUAGUUUUAAAGACUGUGUAUAUACAUUUUUAUGGCAAACAGCUGAGGCAUGUGCGGAGAAAAGGUAUUGUCCAUGAGCUUACUGUCGUUCCAAUUGAAGUGUUCCUCAAAUAUUGAUUCAAUACAUUACCUCGGGCUGACCAAUUCAUUUGAUCAAGUUCCUCGAAAUAUUCAUACACUUCCUAGUAUAAUUGUAAACUUCCUGUUGAAUAGUUUGAAUGCGCCAAUCACCUUUGUUGUUUGUGCAACUAACCAAUCAUAAAUAGAAAGGAAGUGACCAGAAAUGAUCAAAUACUUGGAAUUGGCUCUUUCACAGGAAGUGUAUGAAUAUCUUGAGGAACUUGAUGAAAUGAAUUGGUCAGCCUGAG